Molecule: messenger RNA, 754 nt
Organism: Teleopsis dalmanni
Lineage: Eukaryota; Metazoa; Arthropoda; Insecta; Diptera; Diopsidae
Product: caspase-like
Exons: 4
Coding region: 1-537 (178 amino acids)
Biological process (GO): proteolysis
Molecular function (GO): cysteine-type endopeptidase activity
Source: RefSeq, a predicted model, not a curated record
AUGAACUUUUCUGAUCACUCCUGUAUGAUCAUUUUUAUAUUGAGCCAUGGUGACAGAACAAGUAUAAUUUCUGCAAAAGAUACAAAAUAUAAUUUGGAAGAUACUAUUAUAUUUUCACUACUUCGCAACGGUUCCUUGGAUGAAAAACCAAAAUUUCUAUUUAUUGAUACUUGUAAGGGUAAAAAUACUCCGGAAAAAAUCAGAAAUGAGGAUGCAAACGAACAGAGAUUUCCCGGGCAAUGUGUGCAAAGUCAAAUACAUGACUUAUAUAUACCCGACUAUUUACUUAUAUUUUAUUCUACAUAUGAAGGUUUCGUUUCAUAUUGUAAUCAUAGAGACGGAUCAAUUUUCACACAAACAUUAUGCAAGUACUUGGUAAAAUAUGGUCAGGACAGAAGCCUAAUGUAUAUAAUCGAAAAAGUUAUGGAAGCUGUUAAAGUCUCGAAAAAUGGUAAACAAUCGCCAUGCAUAACAACCAAUUACUUAAAAACUUAUUGCUUUGGAGACUAUCUGAAUCAAUCCAGCUCUAUUUUCUGAGUUUUAUCGUAUGAAAUUCUCUUAAAUAAAAAAAAUAUACCUGACGUUGCUUCCCUGGAUUCAGUAUUGUCGAUUAUAAUUGCAAAAGGAUGAUAAAAAUGCGAAGAGAUGACUAAUUGUUAAUUUCUCGGACUUUGAUUAUAAGUCUUGCCUGUCUCCUAAAAACAGACCAUGUACAAAUAAAGGGAAAUACUUUUGUGUUUAUUGUUAAAAAUUC